Molecule: messenger RNA, 2136 nt
Organism: Leopardus geoffroyi (Geoffroy's cat)
Lineage: Eukaryota; Metazoa; Chordata; Mammalia; Carnivora; Felidae
Gene: TRAF3IP3
Product: TRAF3 interacting protein 3
Exons: 16
Coding region: 322-1983 (553 amino acids)
Source: RefSeq, a predicted model, not a curated record
CACUCAGAUUGUGCCAGAGAGCAAGAGAGAGGAACUGGGGUGAGCAAGCAUUGUGGCUUUGUCUGUUUCCUGUUUCAGCAAGGCUGCUGUGCAGAAAGAAAGACAGUACGAAGAAGGAAAAUGCUAAGGGGGCCCAGGGCCAUGGACUGACAGCUUGCACUUGACCCAGCUGCUGCCUUGCCCCAUCUGAGACCACAGCCAAGAUCUGCCCAGCAGCUGGAAUGCUUUCCUGAGCUGCUUGGUUUGGAGCCUGGGACCCAAGACCCAGGCAGCUAUUCCAGGAACUGGAAGCCAAGCACAACAGGUGCUCAGGAGGUCAUCAUGAUCAGCCUGGACCCCAGGCCUUCCCCUGGCUUGGCCCGGUGGGCUGAGAGCUAUGAGGCCAAGUGUGAGCGCCGGCAAGAGACCCGUGAAAGCCGCCGUUGCCGCCCCAAUGUGACCACUUGCCGCCAGGUGGGGAAGGCGCUGAGGACCCAGCAGAGAGAGCAGCUCCAGAGAGCACGACAACAGGAGUUCUUCAGGAGGAGGAACCUGCAGGUGGAGGAGAAAGGCAAGACACAGAGCCCCAGGGCCAAGGAGCACGGUCCCUCGAGGAGGCCAGGCCAGCCAACUGACCUCAAGGAGCCCUUGUCUCGGGCCAGCAGGAUCUCCUCCUCCCCCCGGCAGCAGGUGUCAGGAACCAGCUCUGACGCCUUUCCAACCCAGCGUCACCCUUCCUCAAGCACCCAGAGGGAUCUGGCUCACCUCUCCUCCCAGGCUGGGGGCCUUUCACCACAGGACUCUCCCAUCAAGAAGCCACCCACACACCACCGUGGCACUCAGACAAAGGCAGAAGAAGCCCAGCCAACAAUUAAGAAUGAUGCCAGUCAGCAAACCAAUUAUGGAGUUGCAGUUCUAGAUAAGGAAAUCAUCCAGCUUUCUGAGUACCUCAAAGAGGCCCUCCAAAGGGAACUGGUUCUAAAACAGAAAAUGGUGAUUCUCCAAGACCUACUGUCCACGCUGAUAAGGGCCUCUGACAGCUCUUGGAAGGGCCAGCUUAAUGAAGACAAAUUGAAGUGCAAACUGAGAUCUUUAGAAAACCAGCUGUACACCUGCACCCAGAAAUACUCCCCUUGGGGAAUGAAAAAGGUGUUAUUGGAGAUGGAAGACCAGAAAAACAGCUACGAGCAGAAAGCCAAGGAGUCGCUGCAGAAAGUGCUGGAGGAGAAAAUGAGCGCAGAGCAGCAACUGCAGAGCGCACAGCGGUCCCUGGCUCUGGCUGAGCAGAAGUGUGAAGAGUGGAGGAGCCAGUACGAAGCUCUGAAGGAAGACUGGAAGAGCCUGGGGACCCAGCACAGAGAGCUGGAGAGCCAACUCCAUGUGCUUCAGUCCAAACUGCAGGGAGCAGACAGUAGAGACUUACAGAUGAACCAGGCUCUGAGACUUCUGGAGAAUGAGCACCAGGAACUGCAGGCCAAGAUUGAACACCUGCAGGGGGACAGAGACCUGUACAGCUCGGAUACACAGCACCUACAAGAUCAACUGAAGAGGUCAGAGGAGGAGAAACUCGCCCUGGUGGCCAAAGUACAGCAGCUGCAGAGUCUGCUUCAGAAUCAAUCCUUACAGCUUCAAGAACAGGAGAAACUCUUAACAAAGAAAGAUCAGGCUUUGCCUGUGUGGAGUCCAAAGCCCUCCCAUAAGGAAGUGGAACCUGAGGGUACAGGGAAGGAGAAAGAACGGGAUUUCAGAGACCAGCUGCAAAAGAAGACUUUGCAGCUCCAGGCCAAGGAAAAGGAGUGCAGAGAACUGCAUUUGGAGUUAGACAACCUCAGUGACGAGUAUCUCUCCUGCCUGCGUAAGCUGCAGCACUGUCGAGAAGAGCUGAACCAGAGCCCACGGCCGCUUCCCAGAAGGCAAUGUGGCCAAUGGCUCUCGAUGCUGAUGGUAAUGAUUGCUAUAGCACUGGCAGUGUUCCUGGCCAACAAGGACAGCCUGAUGAUCUGAAUCACUUCGGACAGCUGCCUGAGUGAAAAUCUGAAGCAAGAAACUCAAAAAACUCAGAAAGUUUACAUACUUUAGAGUGUGGGUUUUCCCACAGAGAUUUCUGACUUUAUUAUUUUUUUUUAACCUACUGUAAAAUAAACUUCACCUAACAAG